AAGGUCAUGUAGCAAGCGCUAAGAAAAGGCUAAGCCUGAGAAGAUGCUCAGAGUGCUCCCAUACACGGCUCAUUACGGUAGCAGCCAGACGCGCUCUCUGUCCGUGUCCCUGUACAUGUGCAGAUAGUAAAGUUGCAGUCACAUAAUGCGGGUGUGAAUGUGAGGGGGUCCCUCAGUGUCCGGCCCGACCCUCACUGCCUAGGCACCGAGCAGCGCUGGAAUGCCAGCCAAGGAGCCAACAGGUCACCUCUGGGCUACAGCUGCCAGCUAAUGACAAGGAGAAGAAUCAAAAGAAAUUUCAAAACAUCCAAUGACCUGCUUAGUCCUUCAUACUGAUCACAAUGCAUUUCUGACCAGCCAUUGGGUUUAUGGUUUGGAACUGUGCUGCUUGUUGAAGACCUUCUUCCUGAAAUAAUGAUCCCCUUUGGUCCAUGGAAGAUCUGAAAGUACCUCUACACCAAGACUGUUCAUAUUUGUCGUAUGGGAAGCUAGAAAUAAGAGAAGAUUUUAAAACAAGGUUGUAUAAAUCAUAAUUAAGCUCCUCAUGCUAAAAAUAAUCUGAAAAUACAGAGAUCUUUUGAUCCAAAAAGCUAUAAAAACAUUGCUGUGAGACUAAUGGUAAAAAACAUCAUUAUUUUUUCAAGAAAAUGUAAAAUUCAAGUAUAUAACAUCUGCGAUUCAUCAAGCUAACUGGGAAAUGGCCAAAAAGGCAUGGAGAAAAAUCUGAGUUGCCAUCUUCUAACCAGUCGUAAAUAAUGAUAGUGUAAACAUUGCAUUGGCUGCAUACUGAAUGUUGCUCCUCAGUGCCUAUUUUUGUUAGAUGUACAGUUUAAUCCAGUUUAAAGCAUUUCUAGGGUUUAAUAAUUUAACAACCAAAAACAAUACCUUUCUGGAUUUGAUAUGAUUAAGAGCUGGAGAGACAACAUCUAUGCAAGAUCUUCUGCCAUCUCCUUCACUAUGGUAAUUCUCUAUGAAAAUAACACAGUAGAAAGCAUCCAGCUCUGCUUGAACUGCACCCAUCCGGGGGCAACAAUCAACAUUUCCAAGGCCAUUGUGGUUGGUGUUAUUUUUGGGGUGUUCAUCACUUUUGGAGUUCUUGGAAAUAUCUUGGUUAUUCUUUCAGUGGCCUGUCAUCGGCAUCUUCAGACUGUGACUCACUAUUUUAUUGCCAACCUUGCCGUUGCUGACCUGCUCUUAAUGUCCAUGGUGCUUCCAUUUUCUGCAACCUUCGAGAUACAAGGUUACUGGUUGUUUGGUCGCAUCUUUUGCAACAUCUGGGCUGCUGUGGAUGUCCUCUGUUGUACAGCCUCCAUAAUGAGUCUGUGUGCCAUAUCCAUUGACAGAUACAUAGGAGUUAGCUACCCACUUAGAUACCCCAGCAUCAUGACUGAAAAAAGAGGUGUUCUAGCUUUGCUUUGUAUAUGGGUUUUGUCCCUUGUGAUCUCGAUUGGACCUCUAUUUGGUUGGAAGCAGCCAGCUCCAGAAGAUGAUAAAAUCUGUGAAAUCACUAAAGAACCAGGGUAUGCACUUUUCUCAGCCUUUGGAUCAUUCUACCUGCCUCUCAGUAUCAUCCUUGUUAUGUACUUUAGGGUAUAUAUUGUGGCCAAAAGGGAAAGCAAAGUGUUAACCAGUGGAAUGAAGCUUGAGAAGUCUGAUUCUGAGGAGGUAACCUUAAGGAUUCAUCGGAAAAGCACCCCAGAAAGCAUCGGUUCCACUUCUAGUUCAAAGCAAAAGACUCAAUUCUCAGUGCGCCUUCUCAAGUUUUCCAGAGAAAAGAAAGCUGCUAAGACUUUGGGUAUUGUAGUAGGAUGCUUCGUGCUGUGCUGGCUUCCAUUUUUUCUUGUCAUGCCUAUAGGAUCCAUUUAUCCUCCGGCCAACUCGUCGGAUACUAUUUUCAAGAUUACAUUUUGGCUGGGUUAUUUUAACAGCUGCAUCAACCCAGUGAUCUAUCCUUGUUCCAGCCCCGAGUUCCGGAAGGCCUUCCAAAACAUACUCCAUGCUCGGUGCUCGCACAGGAGGCAGGCUGCCAGCAAGUACUCCUCUGGUUUCCUCCUAAACAGCCCAGUGCACCGGAGUUCAGAGGAAAACAAAAAUGUGGUGAGAAUUCCCGUGGGCUCGGGGGAGAUGUUUUACAGGAUCUCCAAGUCUGAUGAGGGUUGUGAAUGGAAAUAUUUUACCCCCCUGCCCAGCCCGGCCACGCCAUACGGCACUCCAAGAGAUUUUGCCAACUGUUCCUCUGCCAGAGUGAGCAGUAAGUCUUUUCUGAGAACCUGCUGUUGUGUUGGCACCCAACAGACUCGCUCUUGCCAUGACGUGCCCACCAUCAAGAUACAUACCAUCUCUGUGAGCGAGAACGGUGAAGCCGUUUGAGCACGGAACAAUAUUAAGGCAUGGAAUUAUUCUAGGGCAUUUCUAAUACUGGUACUUGUGCAGUACGUGUGUGAGGGAUAAAAGAAAGCGUGUGCCGCACACAGGAGACGGAUCAGUUCCAGUCUAAAGCUGGUUACAUUCCAUUUUGGUCUUUUAUAAACCUCAACCUCCCCAAGUGGCUCAGAAUAACACGUCUGUGUGUGACCAGCUCUGGCCAUUUUAACUAUGCUGCUAUCAUUCCAUCCACCUCGCCCCCGGCUGCACAAUAACUUACGUUCAAGGAGCUGACGGUGCUAUGUGCAUGGGAAAUGUGGUGUGUGUCUUUAAAUAAGGCGUCCAACUGCAAACCAACAACAGUUCAUUCAGUGAUUAUAGUGUGUCCAGUUUUGUAUGUACAUACCAUCACUUCAUCAGUGGGUAUCAGCAGUGUCCAGUACAGUCAGGUGGGACAGGCUCACAGGGCGACUUGCAUGCCGGCAAAACCUCCAAAGUGCACUCACCCACCUUAAAAAUUCACUCUGUAAAACAGGUCUGUGCUUCUUUCUACAUUAAAACAGAGAGGAUUUGGCUAA
Messenger RNA from Xenopus tropicalis (tropical clawed frog), 2942 nucleotides. It is a transcript of the gene adra1a, whose product is annotated as adrenoceptor alpha 1A. Gene Ontology annotation, biological process: regulation of vasoconstriction; regulation of muscle contraction; G protein-coupled receptor signaling pathway. Lineage: Eukaryota; Metazoa; Chordata; Amphibia; Anura; Pipidae. Gene Ontology annotation, cellular component: membrane; plasma membrane; cytoplasm. The coding region runs from base 901 to 2370 and encodes 489 amino acids. The record is from RefSeq and is a predicted model, not a curated record. The transcript has 3 exons. Gene Ontology annotation, molecular function: adrenergic receptor activity; alpha1-adrenergic receptor activity; G protein-coupled receptor activity.